AUGGGUAAGCUCGUAAGCCAAAUCAGUGCGUAAUGUGAUUGGUGACCGGCGCCGCUGUCCAUCUCAUCCGUCUAUCAGUUGCCAGACCAUCUCUUAUCUCUUCUUCCACCUUGCCCUUGCUAAAUCGACAGCUGCUUCUACAGUCACCAGAGGCAAUGGCACACAGUCACGAUGGCAUCGGCCAUUCACACGCCGGCGCCGAUCACGGCCACACGCACGAAAUCCUCGACGGCCCGGGCUCCUUCCUGGGCCGCGAGAUGCCCAUAGUCGAAGGCCGAGACUGGAAGGAGCGAGCUUUCACUAUCGGCAUUGGUGGACCCGUCGGCUCUGGCAAGACGGCGCUCAUGCUCGCGCUCUGCCUCGCCCUGCGCGACAAGUACAACAUCGCCGCCGUGACCAACGACAUCUUCACGCGCGAGGACUGCGAGUUCCUCACGCGGCACAAGGCGCUGCCCGCCGAGCGCAUCCGCGCCAUCGAAACGGGCGGCUGUCCGCACGCGGCCGUGCGCGAGGACAUCUCCGCCAAUCUCGCCGCGCUGACGGACUUGCAUCGCGAGUUCGCCACCGAGCUGCUGCUGAUUGAGAGCGGGGGUGAUAACUUGGCUGCUAAUUACUCUCGUGAACUCGCUGAUUUCAUCAUCUAUGUUAUCGAUGUCAGCGGUGGGGACAAGAUCCCGAGGAAAGGCGGGCCGGGGAUCACGCAGAGUGAUCUUUUGAUUGUCAAUAAGACUGAUCUUGCUGAAAUUGUUGGAGCGGAUUUGGGUGUGAUGGAUAGGGAUGCGCGGAAGAUCCGAGAGGGCGGACCUACCAUCUUUGCCCAGGUGAAACACGGCAAGGGAGUCGAACAAAUAGUCGAUCUCAUCUUGAGUGCUUGGAGGAGCUGUGGUGCGAGUGCUGUCUCUCGUCCUACGAAUGGAGCCAGCUGAGAUUUGUGACGAAAAUCUAUGAAAGGAGAU
Neohortaea acidophila is the source of this 956-nucleotide messenger RNA. Its product is annotated as CobW/HypB/UreG, nucleotide-binding domain-containing protein. Bases 156 to 926 code for a protein of 256 amino acids. The transcript is spliced from 3 exons. The record is from RefSeq and is a predicted model, not a curated record. Gene Ontology annotation, molecular function: nickel cation binding; GTPase activity. NCBI's taxonomy places the organism in Eukaryota, Fungi, Ascomycota, Dothideomycetes, Mycosphaerellales, Teratosphaeriaceae.